Rosa rugosa (rugosa rose) is the source of this 1177-nucleotide messenger RNA. RefSeq names its product WEB family protein At1g75720. The coding region runs from base 333 to 974 and encodes 213 amino acids. NCBI's taxonomy places the organism in Eukaryota, Viridiplantae, Streptophyta, Magnoliopsida, Rosales, Rosaceae. The record is from RefSeq and is a predicted model, not a curated record. The transcript has 2 exons.
GCAAAGAGCAAGACCUGCCACCCACCACCUCUACCGCCUUCACAUACACACAAACCAAAUAUUAACAGAAUUCUAGUGAAGUGGACGCGAAGAAACGAAUUCAAACUUCCCCGUCCCUAUCCUUGCCUUCCUCACCUCCUCCUCAUUUAUAAUACAAGGCUCUAUAGCUCUCUCUUUCACUUGUCACUCUUUGUUCUAAUCAUCAAUAAUCCGAUCCCUCUCUCUCUUUAUAUGUUCCAAAACAAAAUUAGGACAUGUAUCCUCGUAUUCAUUUUCAUUAAUUAAUCGGAUAGUGCACCGGCCAGCCUUAAGAGUGAACUAUUGGUGUGAAGAUGAUGAAGAGGGCGGAGAUCGAUACAAGGCAACCGUUCCGGUCAGUGAAGGAAGCUGUUGCACUGUUCGGUGAAAGAGUUCUCGCCGGAGAGGUUUAUGCCACCAAGCUCAAACAGUUGCAGGAUGGAGCAAGUGAAAAUGGGCAUGGCACAUCGAAAGUUGGAACUGUAACAGCUGAGCUAGAGGAGACAAAGCAGAACCUCCAAAAAGCCAAACAAGAAAGUGAGCUAAUGGAAACUUGCCUUUCUUCUCUGAAACAAGAGCUUGAUCGGACGAAGCGAGAGCUGCAGCAACUCAAGGAGAGGGAAUAUGACAAACACUUUAUAGAAUCUGAUGACAUUGAAGACGUUAAGAUUGUUGAAGACGAUCGUUCAGCCAAAAUUGAAAGCAAAAACAGCACACGAAGAAACAAUGUAGCUGACAUGGAUGAUGAAGGACUUGAAUUCCAAAAGAAGAGAUAUGUGACAUUUGCACACCCACCUUCUGUGGCUAAAGUAAUGAUUCCACAAGGUGGUGCUGAUGUUGAGAAAUUGGAAAGGCAUUCAUCAUCAAUUAAGAAGAAGAAAAAGAAGCCAUUGAUUCCUCUAAUAGCAGGUAUCUUUUCGAAGAAGAAAGGAAGCCAUCCAGUAGCCUAUGCUUGAGUGUUGCAAUUUGGCCUUUCGAAUAUAUAUCUAUGCAUACGUUUUCUUCUUGGUUCCAAUAAUAAUGCCAACUCUUUUCUCUCUCAAUGUUUUGUAUAAUUGUCCCUUUGUAUCGAUCUUAGUUUCAGUUUCAAUAUGCUAGUGAAGUUUGGCUCGGGAUAAGAUGACAUUGUAAUAGUAGUGGUAUCAAAUGUUCAUGAACA